CACCUCCUUGGUCACAUGUUAUCAGCUGUGCCUCAGCAUAUCCGCAUAACUUGGGACUGUUUACAAUCAGAACACAGAAUGGGGAGCCCUGAAUGAGCAGAACAGAUAAGCCUGCAUACUUCCUGUGUCCCGGGAAAGGAGAAACACAACAUUGUGACUGUCCUGUUGGGUGGGGGUCAUGCAGCACCCUAACUUUGAGACACGCCACCCUCUCCAGGUUGAGGGAGAACAAGAGACUGGCUUUGACCCUCUCAACAACUACAACAGGAACCGCAGCCGUGGAGGAUCCCUGGACAGCAACACUCUGUCCUAUUCCGAAUCAGAGUCCAUCCUCCUCUCAUACAGGAAAGAAUGGGAUGACCUGUUUCUGAACAGUAAUUACCUGGCCAGGAUCCGGCAGACGGGCAUCAAUGGUCGAUUGCGGAGCAGCCGAUUCCGUAGUGUUUGCUGGAAGUUGUACCUGGAGGUCCUUCCUGAGGAUAAGAGCCAAUGGAUCAACAAGACGAAGGAGCUCCGAGCCCAGUACGAGAGGAUCAAAGAGACGCACAUCACCAACCCCCGCAAAGCUGCAGGCCAGCAGGACCUGGUGGUCAACAACCCACUCUCCCAGGAUGAGGGGAGCCUGUGGAAUAAGUUCUUCCAGGACAAAGAGCUCAGAGGAAUGAUCAAACAGGAUGUGAUGAGAACCUUUCCUGAGAUGCGUUACUUCCAGGAAGAGGACGUGAGGACCAAGCUGACGGACAUCUUGUUCUGUUACGCCCGGGAGAAUGAACAGUUACUGUACAAACAGGGAAUGCAUGAGUUGUUGGCGCCUAUCGUGUUUGUCCUACACUGUGACCAUCAGGCCUUUCAGCAUGCUAGUGAGACAGCCCACCCCAGUGAGGAGAUGCUGUGUCUGCUGAAUCCUACGUUCCACGAACACGAUGCAUAUGCGAUGUUCUCCCAGCUUAUGGAUACAGCGGAACCCUGGUUCUCCAGCUUCGAGAGGGAAGUCAGAAGGGGUAAAGAGGAGAUGAUGACCAGCAUGCCGUUCGCCCGGCCGCAGGACUCCGGGCCGUCUGUUGCCAUAGUGACCAAAGUGAACCGCAUCCAGGACCAGCUGGUGAAGAAACAUGACGUUGAGCUGCACAUGCACCUAAACCGCCUGGAGAUCGCCCCGCAGAUAUACGGCAUUCGGUGGGUGCGCCUGCUGUUCGGCCGGGAGUUUCCCCUGCAGGACCUCCUGGUGGUGUGGGACGCCCUGUUCGCUGACAGCAUCACUCUUGACCUGGUGGACUACGUCUUUGUAGCUAUGCUGCUUUACAUCAGAGACGCAUUGAUAGCAAGUAACUUCCAGACCUGCCUGGGCCUUCUGAUGCACUACCCAACUAUAGGAGACAUCCACUCUCUACUACACAAGGCUCUGUUCCUCCGAGAUCCCAAGAACAAUCCUCGGCCCGUCAACUACCAGUUCCAACAAAAUCUAGAAUACUACAAGACCAGAGGGGCUGACCUGGUCAACAAGACCUGUGCCAGUGCAAGUGCCAAGAGUGUUCCUCUGAACAUCAACAAGGUGUCCAGCAGUCUACUCAGCUUCGGGAGGAAGCUCAUCCCUGCCAUGUCCGGAGGUGGCUCCUCUGGCAUCUCUCCAAUCAACAGCGAGGUCCUGUCUGCCACCUCCCCCAUCACUGUAGCCCCCCGCCCCCAGGCUGACCCCCUGUCUGGCCACGCCCCGCUGCAGACGAAGACGCACCUUCAGGCCCAGCAGCAUCGCCUUCUCAAGUCCGAGAGCAUGCCUGUCCACCUGAGCAAAGAUGUAGUUUCAGCUGGAGGCUCUCAGGUCUCUCUCCCCACCCAGAUUUUCUCUGACACACAAGGCCAAUCCUCCAGGACAGUUAGCUCCUCCCCCAGCAUAGAGAGCCUCUCUGGGGGGCGGGGUCAUGCCACAGCAUCCCCACCUCUUCCGGUCUCAAGGGGAAGUGACAUAAGCGCCUCGUCCCCACCCCUCUCGGCCACCAAGAAGGACUCUUUCUUCAGCAUCAGUCGCUCACGCUCCCACAGCAAGACCAUGGGCAAGAAGGAAGCAGAGGAGGAGUUGGAGGCUCAGGUGUCUUUCCUACAGGGUCAAAUCAAUGACCUGGAGGCCAUGAGCAAGUACUGUGCCAAGAUGAUGAGCACUCACAUCGGUAAGAUCCAGGAGGUGAUUCUGCAGGAGCACCUGGAGAAGGAGGACGAGGUGCUGGUUUCACUGGCCGGGCUCAAACAGAUUAAGGACAUCCUCAAGGGGGCGCUGCGUUUCAACCAGAGCCAGCUGGAGGCCGAGGAAAACGAGGAGAUCACUAUCGCCGACGACCACUAUGACCAGGCCUCCAACGCCGCCGCUGCUGUCGCCCGGCAGAACCAAACCGGCAGUCAGGUGGACGACCACCCGUACCUGGCUGCUCCACAGCGCGGCGACGGUGAUGGAGAACAGGAUGACAGAGGAGAAGAGGAGGUGGAGGAAGAGGAUGAGCACGCCCCAGCAGAGCAACAGGAGUCCCCCCCUCAGUCGUCUGCCGGCUCGGAGGGGAAGAACUGGGACGACUACAUCCUGGUCUCGCAGGACGGAGAGCUGCAGCCCAGUGAGGGUGGGGCCGAGACGACCCCUCCAAUCAGACGGCUCCGCGGCUCCGUCAGGGUAGAGCCGGAGGGUGUGGGGACAUUCCAGGACCCCCUGAUUGGUGCGGCGUCAGGCUCCUCCAGCCCAGAUGAGGGCAGCACUCACAGCAAAGACUCCGACUUCACCAUGGUCAACCCCCAAGACCUGUGAGGGACCUGUGUACGGGGCGGGCGUUUAACCUAACCGCAGGUCUGGGGUCAGUUUACCCUCCUCUAAUCCUCACCUUAACCAUUAGGGGUGAGAAAUGCACAUCUGACCUUAGAGCAGUGUCUAGCGCGUAACCUCAGCCCAGCCUGGAUUGGGUCGGGUCCUAAAGGGGAACCCAGCGGGACACACCAGCCACCGCUGGAUCAAACAGAAGACGAGUGGACCGAAAUAAUACGGCUGUCAGCAGAAACCAAUAACUAAUCGGUUCUCUCAUAGUCUCUGACAACGCGACCUCUUUAACCGGCUCUGUAUUCCUUCCGGAAUACCCUCUACUCUCCCCUGAAGUAUGUACCCUUAUGCUUGGGCGGUUAUUUAACCCUACCUCUGACUUUGUGGCGAUACACAUUUUUGCCACAAGAGGGCGCCGCUAGACAGCUCACCACCGGUAAGCCCUCGAGCUGAAUUUCAUAAUGCAUUUAUCAUUGUGGACUACGCUUUUGCCUUCUCAAUGUACUAUGGGAGGGAAGGGUAGCACUCAUGGCAGAACCCAGAGCUGUCUCACCCCACACCUGUCUUUCUGUCUGGGUCUGUCUACCCCCCAAACUUCUCAUUGUCCUUUAACUGUUCCGAGACUGAAAUUGCUCUUAACCGCAGAUUUAGGAUCUGAUUCCCAAAUUAGUCCUACACCUUUCGGGGUAGGGGGUCAAACAAUCUGAUCCUACAUCAGCAGUUAUAAAUAUAACUCCUUCAACUUUAACCAGUGCCUGGAAACCAUUAUGACAUUUACUCUUCUUUUGAUCUUUAUGUUUUGUUUUAAAGAUACAAUUUUAACCUAAUGAAGCUGCAUUACAUGGUGAAAAUUAAAUUAUGGCAAACAGAUUAUUUUUUUUCUUUUUUAAAUCAAUUCAAUGUGAACAUUUUUAUGUAUGUAGUAAUAACAGAUUUUCAUUAUUUCAGAUGUCCUUCUAUUUAGUUCUCUUGCUUCCUGUGGUAGCCAAGUAUAGCAUUGCACACAAGGGAUUUCCCUCUUGCAAAGAUGUUAUUAACUGUAGACCAAUAAAAGCAUUGCUCUUGCUUCAGUA
Molecule: messenger RNA, 3867 nt
Organism: Esox lucius (northern pike)
Lineage: Eukaryota; Metazoa; Chordata; Actinopteri; Esociformes; Esocidae
Gene: tbc1d5
Product: TBC1 domain family, member 5
Exons: 23
Coding region: 179-2788 (869 amino acids)
Biological process (GO): activation of GTPase activity
Molecular function (GO): GTPase activator activity
Source: RefSeq, a predicted model, not a curated record